CUUUGUCUGUAGGGGGUACUGUUGAGUAAACUUGAUGGUACUCACCGGAGAGAAGAAGAAAAUAGCUUCCGGUUCAAUUGUUCACUCACUCGGGGUCACAGUCGCUGAACAAACAGAGGAAAAACUUCAGUAUGUUAUUACAUAGAGUGUUACAGCUCGGUGGGUUAACACUGAAACACAGCAGAUCCUUCCAUCACAGUCCAGUAUGGAAGAGUCCUCUUAUACCUAUAGUUGUGGAGCAGACGGGAAGAGGAGAACGAGCGUAUGACAUCUAUUCUCGCCUCCUGAGGGAAAGAAUCAUUUGUGUAAUGGGUCCUAUCGAUGACUCUGUGGCCAGUCUCGUUAUUGCUCAGCUGCUCUUCCUACAGUCAGAGAGCAACAACAAACCCAUUCACAUGUACAUCAACAGUCCAGGUGGUGUCGUGACAGCAGGUCUGGCCAUUUACGACACCAUGCAGUACAUCCUCAAUCCCAUCUCCACCUGGUGCGUUGGCCAGGCAGCCAGCAUGGGCAGCCUGCUCCUGGCAGCAGGAACGUCAGGAAUGAGGCAUUCACUGCCCAACGCCCGUAUAAUGGUCCACCAGCCUUCAGGAGGCGCCAGGGGUCAGGCCACCGACAUCGCCAUCCAGGCUGAGGAGAUCCUGAAACUGAAAAGACAGAUCAAUCACAUCUAUGCCAAGCACACAGGCCAGAAGCUGGAACUCAUCGAGGGUGUAAUGGAGAGGGAUCGCUACAUGAGUCCCAUGGAGGCGCAGGACUUUGGUCUCAUCGACCGGGUCCUGGUCCACCCACCCCAGGCAGGACAGGACGAACCAGAGCUGAUACAGAAAGAGCCAGCAGCCACAGCAGCGGCAGCAGCAGCCGGUUCUUCUUCAGCUCCAGAUUCUCCAGGACCUGAUCAGACCCCUCCAGGCACCAACCCUCCGUCCUCAUACAAACCUGAGCCAUGAGAGCAAAGCUGCUGGGGUUAUAGCACCACCUGGGGGACAAUAUCAGUUCCUGCCCAUUCCAGGACACUGUUACAAAAUCGGACUUAGUUAAACUGAAGUUGAACUGAGAGGACUUUGGUCUCCACUGGUUCAUGAAGUGUAAAUCCAUGGUGUGAUGAGUCCCGUCGACCAUCAAGUAACAUUUAUUUGGAUAUUCUUCUUUGUAAUAAAACAGUUUGACCACA
Molecule: messenger RNA, 1174 nt
Organism: Cynoglossus semilaevis (tongue sole)
Lineage: Eukaryota; Metazoa; Chordata; Actinopteri; Pleuronectiformes; Cynoglossidae
Gene: clpp
Product: caseinolytic mitochondrial matrix peptidase proteolytic subunit
Exons: 7
Coding region: 132-950 (272 amino acids)
Biological process (GO): protein quality control for misfolded or incompletely synthesized proteins
Cellular component (GO): endopeptidase Clp complex
Molecular function (GO): serine-type endopeptidase activity; ATPase binding; ATP-dependent peptidase activity
Source: RefSeq, a predicted model, not a curated record